AUGUACGUGGAAUUUUUGAAAUACAAAUUUCAAGAUAGCUAUGAGGGUGUCAUUACAAAAACAAAGUUUAAAAUUGGAGUCCGUCAUGUACAAAUGUUGUACAUGUUCCUAGGUUCCGUCGUGAUGGGAGGGAUGCGUGGUUGUAUUGGAAUCGAAAUAUUGGCAAUAGUGGAUUCUACACGACGCAAUGACUCUUACAUUCAAAUACAUGACUGGGACAGGCGAGUUCAAGGAACAAUUAUAUCAUCUUUCUUCUUCGGAUAUGCAGUCAUGUUGCUUCCAGCUGAACUUUACUUGAAGAGUUUCGGUGAUAAGUUUGUAAUAACAUCCGUGCUUUUAAUUAAUGGCGCUUUAAGUGCUGCAAUGCCUACAAUAGUUAAUAGGGGUGGAUGGGCUGCGAUGUGCAACGCCCAUUUUCUAAUGGGUAUGACGCAAGCAUGUAUAUCGCCUGUUAACCAAGCAUUGUUGUCUAAAUGGCUGCCACCAAUUGAGAGAAACCCAUUUGGUUGUUUAAUUGAUACAGGUUUAUACUUGGGAAUUAUUGCCGCUUUACCACUAUCUGGAUUACUGUCUGAGACACGCUUAGGUUGGGAGCUUAUUUUCUAUUCUCAAGCGAUCAUGACACUUUCAAUGGCUGCGAUGUGGGGUCUCCUUACCGCUUCUUCACCAGAUGAGCAUCAAGCUGUUGGUGAUUCGGAAAAAGAGUAUAUAAAAGAGACUUUGGCUUGCUAUCGUAUGAAACGUUUGCAAAAGCCGUGGCGCAAUAUUCUCCGAUCACGACAAAUUUGGGCAAUCGUAUGCGCACACGCAGCUAGCAAUAUCUUGUUCGUCUUUUAUUUAGUUGACAUUCCCUUGUAUUUGAAGUCAAAAGGACUAUCAUUGAAAGAGUGUGCACAGCAGACGAUGUUAGCAGUCAUUGCUUUAUGGUUUAUGUAUACUACUACAACUCCAACCGUCGAUUGGUUCUUUAAGACUGGCUUCAUAACUUACAUAUGCGACGUGACAUACGCAAGGAAAUUUGUGAAUGCCCUAGGAGCUUUCUCAAUUGUAAUCGGAUUACUGAUUUUGCCCAAUAUAACGGUUGAGUGGCCUUAUAUAAGAUUAACAGUGUUAAUUGCUAUAUUGGGAAUACUUGGGUUUCAAUAUACUGGUUUUCUGGAAAAUCUUCGCGACAUAAGUCAAAAUUAUUGUGGUACUUUAAUUGUAGUGUCCAGUUCCUUUGCGAGCAUUCUCGCCGCAGUAACACCACUGCUCCAUGGAUUCAUUCUUAGCACUGAAGUGGAAGAUGCAAACCGUUGGAGAAUCUUGUUUUCAUCUCUCGCCAUCGUCUAUGCAUUUUGCAAUAUAAUUUACACUGUUUUCGGCAGCAGUGACCGGACAGACUGGGACGAUAUUGGCAAAAAUAAAUUUGGCUAUCACAACUCUGCAAUCGCUGAUAAUGAUACAAAUGAAUUAGAACUACACGAAACAAAUCACAGCGAUACUAAGCUAUCGAAACUGGAAGCCGAUACUGCAAUGUAA
Parnassius mnemosyne (clouded apollo) is the source of this 1521-nucleotide messenger RNA. Lineage: Eukaryota; Metazoa; Arthropoda; Insecta; Lepidoptera; Papilionidae. The record is from the annotation of a GenBank genome assembly.